UGUGGCCUGGAGGCGGAGUGCAGCGACUGUGGGGGAGAGGAUGUGUAAGUAUUAACACACCCAACUUCAGUCACACAUUCAAAAGUGUACAGGAAAAGGCGUCUGGAGACUAGCAGGAAACAGGAACAACAUGGAGUUGGAAGGGAUGGCGGGAUGGGCAGAAGAGACUGAGGAACCUGAGAAAGAGUCUCCACCUGCAACUUGUUGGGAUAAAUUCCAUACCACUAUUUCCAACUGGAUGCUUCCCACAGACCUCAGAGACAAGUAUCUGGAAAGAGCAAACUGUUUGCCACCUCCUAUUUUCAUUAUUUCCAUCAGCAUUACCGAGCUGGCUGUGUUUAUAUACUAUGCUGUUUGGAUGCCACAGAAACAAUGGAUAACUCUGGAUACCGGUGUAUGGGAUAGCCCCUUUAUUUACCGUCCAGAUAAGCGAGAGCAGGCAUGGCGAUUUAUAUCUUAUAUGUUGGUUCAUGCAGGAGUACAGCACAUCAUUGGCAACUUAUUACUCCAGCUUUUUCUUGGAAUCCCAUUGGAGUUGGUUCACAAAGGACAUCGGAUCGGAUUGGUGUACCUAGCUGGCGUCAUUGGAGGGUCUCUUGCCAGUUCCAUCUUUGAUCCCUACCUAGCUCUGGUUGGUGCCUCUGGGGGAGUCUAUGCCUUAAUUGGGGGCUACUUUAUGAAUGUCAUAGUGAAUUUCAAAAAUAUGGUACCGCUGUUUGGAAUUUUUAGAAUAUUGGUCAUUGUAGUUAUAGUUGGGACUGAUGUAGGAUUUGCCCUCUUCAGGAGAUAUAUUUCUAAAGUUGCUGGCCCAAAGGUCUCGUUUGUAGCGCACUUUGCUGGAGGACUUGCUGGAAUGUCUAUUGGUUACACAGUUUUCAGCUCCUUUGACAAAAACCUGAUAAAAGACCCCAGAUUCUGGAUCUGCAUCGCUGCCUACGCUGCUUUUCUGAUUUUUGCUGCAUUGUUUAAUAUAUUCUUGUCUCCAGCGCCAUAAACUUUUUUCAGAUUCCUAAGAAGAGAUUUGUACAUGUUUUUUUUUUUUUAUAUAUAUUGCCAUCAUUAGUUCUUGGAUGGUCCAACUUUUAUUGCUGUUACACAAAUCCGCUAAAUAGACAAAUUGAAAAAAAAUGGAUUGUCUAUGAAGGUCCAGCCAGAGAGGAGACAAGGCUAAGUACUAAGCAAUGUGUCCUCCAAUAUGGUAUCGUAACAAUAGUGGAUUAAACUUUCCUCAUCUCUGACAUGGAUGGAGCACUUAUGUUCUCUCAACAAUUAAAAGGAUCAUCAAAAUUUUAAAGGCGUUGCAAAACAUAAAACCUCAUGACCUAUUUUUCUGCAUUGUAUUAUGUAAGCCAUUAUUUGUCGUUUUACUUGAAGAACUGUUUAGUCUUCUUUCUCAACAAUGUUUUGAUAUGUCUGGACAAGUACAGUAGGUGUCAAGAAGGCUGUGUAAAUUGCAUGAUGUGGCUUAUAGCUGACGGACUGUGAAGUGCUGCAUAUCAGUAAUAUGUUUGUACUAUGUAAAUAUGGAAUUCCAAAGUCCCUAACAAACAAUAACAUUGAGGCCUCUUCACAUCUCUGCAUUCCUCUACAUUAGAACAGCUUUAAUAAGUGCUCACUGUGCGGCAAUAUUAUAUCAUGACAAUAUUAUAUCCUGAAGCAAGAAGUGCUAAAGACUUUUUGUAUUUAGGUAGGUGUUUUAUUUUUAAUUCCCCAGUAAAGAACUGCAUAUUUGAGGAAUGGACUAAUUUUAAGUGUUGGUCAAGUGUAUUACAAAUUCUAAAGCUUCUUUACACUUACAGUAAUACACUGAUGAUCCCAGAAGGAUCAUUUUAUAAACAUGUUUACAUUGUGAUUAUGUUAUUAAAACCUGAAAGGAUGUCAA
This is a messenger RNA of Pseudophryne corroboree (corroboree frog), 1882 nucleotides long. RefSeq names its product rhomboid like 2 (gene RHBDL2). The record is from RefSeq and is a predicted model, not a curated record. The transcript has 8 exons. Gene Ontology annotation, molecular function: serine-type endopeptidase activity. Lineage: Eukaryota; Metazoa; Chordata; Amphibia; Anura; Myobatrachidae. Bases 131 to 994 code for a protein of 287 amino acids. Gene Ontology annotation, cellular component: membrane.